GUAGAAAAAAGAAAGCAAAAGCUCGUGUGUGUGAUUGUGUAUUUCUGUGUGUCAUUGCAUGAUACCAUUUGGACAUCAAUGAGGCUAUGUUUACAAUUUCUGUAAACAUGAGGUGAAACAAAACACCAGAGAUGCUUUGCCCCAGAUAGAAACUGCAGGAGUUAAUCAGAAAAAAAAAUUGCAAACAUUUCUUUUUAAUCCAUUGCAAUGUCGGAGACACUUCCUUGCCAGCAGGUAUCUCAGGGUCACAGGCAUUUCUCCCCUUAGCCUGUACACUUCAUCUGAGUACAGAACCAACCAGAACUUCAUGCGCUGUUUUCAAACCAGCGCUUGUUGCCAACACAAAGAUAUGAACUCCAAUGAACUCAGCGAAGACAGCUCAACAACACCAACCACUAAAACACCCAUCACCAAAACUCCAAAACCGAUUUCAGAGAGUGUGAAGAAGGCCAAGUGUGAAGCAUUAUGGGGGAUGUUUAUUGGAGAUGCUUUGUCCAUGCCAGUCCACUGGUACUACAACACCAAUGAUAUCCUGAAGAACUAUGACAGAUGGAUAUCAGACUACAUAGCUCCAAAGACAUUUUACAGUGGAUCCAUUCUUCCACUGUCUGCGGUUGGUGACAGUGGUCGCAUAUCUUCAAGUAACAAUCGAAACGAAACCAUUAUAGGCCAAGUAAUUUUACAUGACAAGCUUAAAUUCUGGACGAGUGGAGAUCCAUAUUUUUACCACCAAGGGAUGAAGCCAGGUGAUAAUACUCUUAAUAUGUUGGUCGCUCUGAAAAUGCUUCAGACCAUGCAAGAAACUGACCCAUGGGCACUAAAGUCCGACCAAGAAGUCAUGGCCAGUGUACUGGAGUCCUAUGUCCAUUUCAUGACCACACCCAACACUCACAAUGAUACAUAUGCAGAAUCUUUCCAUCGGCUGUUCUUCAAAGACUGGAAUGCCGUUCCUGACCCUCCAUUAAGGGGACAAGACAUUUUUGAUUUUGCUAAAAGAAGAUCGCGGCAAAUUUUAUCUCGACCACCUGAUAGCCAACUGGCGAGCAUCGGGGCUUUAGUAUUGGUUUUGCCUUGGGUUCUACGCAAUGCCGGCAAAACCGAAGACGAGUGUGCACAGACAGCAGUUGAAUUCAUCAAGUUAACGCACCCAGUUCAAUCCCUGAUUCCCUUUGUUGACAUGUACUCCCGACUGUUUCACGCCACCUUGAACGGGUUUGAUUUGGGAUCUGAAGUAAGAAAAAUACUGGCACACGCUUCAUUGGGAGGCCACGACAACAGACACAUGAUGUUACAUUUAGCAGAUCAAGUAAGCAGCACUGAAAAAUCGUUAAAAAGUCACCAAAGAAACACCAGUUUACUUGGAUUAGCCUGCUACAUAGAAUCUUCCAUGAAAACUCUACUCUAUCUGAUGCUGUGUUUUGCUGAAGACUUCAACAGUGGUACAUACGUCAACACCAAUAGUGGAGGUGAGAACUGUCAUCGUGGUGCAGCAUUAGGAGCUGUUUUAGGUGCAGCUUCGGUGCAGGGAAAAAGUGAGAAGAUAAAAAACGUGUGGAAAAGCGGCCUGACGUUACAUGAAGAACUACAGAAACUAGAAGCUAGUUUUCUUGCAUCUGAACCUAGUCGAGAGAGUUAGUCCCGUGCCCCCCCCCUCAUCCCAGCAUACACACUCCUGAUGAGAGUUACCUCCCUUCCAUAUAGACACUUGGUGUCAACAGCUGUGUUGCUCUGGUUAAUUAGACGUAGAAAAAAAAACUACUCUAAUUCAUCUAAAGAAAUUAGUU
Messenger RNA from Octopus sinensis (East Asian common octopus), 1784 nucleotides. RefSeq lists its product as uncharacterized. The record is from RefSeq and is a predicted model, not a curated record. The coding region runs from base 308 to 1636 and encodes 442 amino acids. Lineage: Eukaryota; Metazoa; Mollusca; Cephalopoda; Octopoda; Octopodidae. The transcript has 8 exons.